This is a messenger RNA of Notechis scutatus (mainland tiger snake), 5994 nucleotides long. The record is from RefSeq and is a predicted model, not a curated record. NCBI's taxonomy places the organism in Eukaryota, Metazoa, Chordata, Lepidosauria, Squamata, Elapidae.
ACCAAACUGGAUAGUUUGACCCUGCCCCUUGGCCUGUCUGUUGUUUAUUUUGCAAGAGAGCCUUAGUAUGUAACUUUAAGAAUCCUCAAAAGAACUUAGGGUCAUAAAGUCGGCUGCCAGUCUCUGAUAGAAGGAAGUGGAACAUUAACCAAUGGUGUAGUCCAAGGAUCAAGCAAAGUGUUCUUUUGAGUUUUGAAUGGACUUUCUUUCUGUGUGUCUGUGAUACUUGAAGCAGCUUUCAGGGACUGGAAAAGAGAGAGUGCAGCACUGAUUUAUGAGUGCAACUCCGGCUUGUGAAGGUUCAAUUUAUGAAGUAAGGAAGAAACACCAGACAAGAUGAAAGUUCAAGUGAAGUCCCAGAAAUCUUGGAUUGAAGGUGUCUUCAGUAAAAGAGAAUGUGCAAAAAUUGUACCCAGCUCAAAAGAUUCUCACAGAUGUUUUCAACAUUCACGUUACCAUCAAUCCAGUGGACCACUGUACAGAGGUUCUGCAGGAUGUCAAGUAUGCCAGAAUCUAAUUCGAUGUUGUUGUGGUCGGCUAAUUGGUGAUCACCAUGGGGUAGAUUAUGGUUAUCCUGUAUUUCAGUCCGAAAAAGAAAAACAUAAUGUGGAAUGGUCUGUUGAAAGAGAUACAAAGAUUAGUCCAACUGAUGCAUUUGGUACAAUCAAUUUUCAAGACAGUGAUCACACAUACCAUGCCAAGUAUAUCAGAACCUCUUACGACAUAAAACUAGAUCAGCUGUUGCAGCUCAUGAUUAAAGAAUGGCAGAUGGAAUUUCCCAGAUUGGUCAUUUCGGUUCACGGUGGUAUCCAAAACUUCAAACUUCCAUCUAAACUGCUGCAACUUUUCAGCAAAGGAUUGGUCAAAGCUGCUGAAACUACAGGAGCUUGGAUAUUAACAGAAGGAAUUAACACCGGAAUAUCUAAGCAUGUGGGAAAUGCAUUGAAAUUCCAUGCCUCUCAAUAUUUAAGAAAGAUCUGUGCUAUUGGAAUUUCUCCUUGGGGCAUCAUUGAAAAUCAGAAAGAACUUAUUGGCAAAGACGUAGUCUGCCUGUAUCAGACACUUGGAAAUCCCCUUAGCAAGCUGAGCACCCUCAACAGCAUGCAUUCCCAUUUCAUACUGGUUGAUGAUGGCACAGUGGGCAAGUAUGGCAGUGAGAUGAAACUCAGGAGAAGUCUGGAAAAGUAUCUAUCACUUCAAAAAAUACAUACCAGAAUGGGACAAGGUGUGCCCUUAGUUGGGCUAGUGGUAGAAGGUGGUCCCAAUGAAAUCCUGACAGUCUGGGAAUAUGUCAGGGACACACCUGCUGUUCCAGUAGUGAUAUGUGAAGGAACUGGAAGAGCUGCAGACCUUCUUGCAUUCACUUAUAAACACACCGCAGAUGACAGAAACUGGAACACUCAACUUAAGGAAAAGAUAUUAUUAAAGAUUAAAAAUAGCUUCAGUUUUGGACAAAAGCAGUCCCAUCACUUGUUCAAAAUUUUAAUGGAAUGUAUGGAACAUAGAGAUUCUAUAACAAUAUUUGAUGCUGAAUCAGAGGAACAUCAGGACAUGGAUCUCUCAAUCCUGACUGCACUCUUGAAAGGCACACAUAUGUCUGCUCCAGAUCAGCUCAAUCUGGCUCUGGCUUGGAACAGAUUGGACAUUGCUAAAAAACAUAUAUUGGUUUAUGGACAACACUGGAAGGUUGGCUCCCUUGAACAAGCAAUGCAGGAUGCCCUUAUUAUGGAUCAGGUAGAAUUUGUGAAAUUGCUAAUAGAACAUGGUGUGAAUCUACACCGCUUCCUUACGAUAUCCCGACUGGAAGAACUAUACAAUACUAGACAAGGGCCAACAAACCUACUUUUGCAUCAUCUUCUUUGUGACGUGAAACAGAGUACUCUUCCCGUGGACUAUAAAAUAUUGUUGAUUGAUAUUGGAUUGGUUAUAGAAUACUUGAUUGGUGGAGCUUAUCAGAGCAGCUACACAAGAAAACAUUUCAGAAUUUUAUACAAUAAUAUUUACAGGAAACAUAAGAAUCAAGACGUUGCCUCCAGGCUGGCGCAGAACCUCUCGCUUCAUCAAGUUAAUCAGACUGGGAGUCGAAGUGGACCUGCUGAAAAUACUUUGCAUUUCCAGUUUAUUAGAACAGCUCAGCCAUACAAAUACAAAGAAAAAUCAACAAAUUUCCAUAAAUCUAAGGAGAAGAUCAAAGAUGAAUUCACCGUAUUUGAUGAUCAAGAGUCAGUUGGUUUUAUUUACCCCUACAAUGAUCUCUUGGUUUGGGCAGUUUUAAUGAAAAGGCAGAAGAUGGCUAGGUUCUUCUGGCAGCAUGGAAAGGAAGCAAUGGUGAAGGCUGUGGUAGCUUGCAAACUCUAUAGAGCCAUGGCACGUGAAGCCAAACAAUGCAACAUGGAGGAUGAUACAGCCGAGGAACUGAAGAAGUAUUCAAAUGAGUUUGGGCAGCUUGCUCUAGAUGUGUUAGAUAAUGCAUUCAAACAAAAUGAGCAGAUGGCCAUGAAGCUGUUGACAUAUGAGUUGAAGAACUGGAGUAACUCAACAUGUCUGAAACUGGCUGUGUCAGUGGGUUUGAGACCUUUUGUGUCUCACACAUGCACCCAGAUGCUGUUGACUGAUAUGUGGAUGGGGCGUCUAAAAAUGAGAAAGAAUUCCUGGUUUAAGGUGAUUCUAAGUAUUCUUCUACCUCCCACCAUCUUGAUGCUGGACUUUAAAAGCAAGGCUGAAAUGUCCCAUGUCCCCCAGCCCCAGGAGCCCCACCAAUUCACAUGGUACCAUGGUGAUCCCAACACCACCAGUGGAAAAGAUAACUUAUCAUUGAACAAUUAUGAUUUUGAGAAAGAGGUUGAGAAGCAAGCUGAAAAACCGACUUACCCCAACAACAAUGAACCACAAAGCCUUCUUGGAACAAGGAAGAUCUAUGAAUUCUACAACGCCCCUAUUGUCAAGUUCUGGUUCCAUACGAUGGCCUAUUUAAUCUUUCUCAUGCUGUUUACUUACACAAUCUUGGUGAAGAUGAAACCAACCCCCAGUGCUCAGGAAUGGCUUGUGAUCAUCUACAUUUUUACUACCUCCAUUGAGAAAGUCAGAGAGAUUUUUAUUUCAGAGCCAAGCAAGUUCAUCCAAAAGGUGAAAGUAUGGAUUUAUGAAUACUGGAAUUUUACAGACUUUAUUGCUAUCAUCCUGUUCAUGACCGGAUUUGGUUUGCGCUGGGCUAAUCCUCCACUUCAAACAAUAGGAAGGUUAAUUUAUUGUUUGGAUAUAAUAUUCUGGUAUGCUCGACUUCUUGAUUUUUUUGCUGUGAAUCAGCAUGCUGGCCCCUAUCUGACAAUGAUAGGCAAAAUGACAGCAAAUAUGUUUUAUAUUGUAAUUAUGAUGGCCAUAGUGCUAUUAAGUUUUGGCGUUGCACGAAAAGCCAUACUUUCUCCAAAUGAGCAGCCAUCAUGGACUCUUGCACGAGAUAUUGUAUUUCAGCCAUAUUGGAUGAUAUUUGGUGAGGUAUAUGCGGGAGAAAUUGAUGCUUGUGAAUUAGAUGAAAACUGUCCUCCAGGUUCAUUCCUCACCCCAUUUCUUCAAGCAGUGUACCUCUUUGUACAAUACAUCAUUAUGGUCAAUCUACUUAUUGCUUUCUUCAAUAAUGUUUAUUUUGAUAUGAAGUCUAUGUCAAACAAACUCUGGAAAUACAACCGUUACCGCUAUAUCAUGACAUACCAUGAUAAGCCAUGGCUGCCCCCACCUUUCAUCAUAUUGAGCCACAUUGGCAUUGCGCUAAAUUGCCUUUGCAACCGCCGGUUCCCAAGUGAAAUGGAUCAAGAGGAGAAGGAGCAUGUUGAACUCAAAUUUUCAAAAUCUACUCAUCUCUGUCAGUCAGUAUGGGCCAAGGCAAAAUUUGGAAACAAAGAAAGGAGAUCUUCAAGAAAAAAGCGAAAAACUCUUCAAGUUCCAUUGAUUACAGUAGAUAGUUGCCCUCAGAACAUCCAAGUGAAUUUGGAACUGCUUGACAGUAAACCUGCUGAAGACAAACAGGAACGCAGGGCCAAAUUGCUGACCGUGUCUCACUUCAAGCAACUGAGUUUAGAUCAUAUCAACUGUAUGCAUCAGGAAAUGAAAAAUCAAGAACUAGUGAGGCAAACAGUGCAAAUCUGUGACUACCUGAGACAAUCGCAAGAGGAUUUAAAUAACAGCAUUGCUUGGACUAGGGAGAAUAGAAAGAAUAAUCUGAGCAGAAGCUACUCGUUGAGAAGUUUAGAUGGAGAUGGCAAUAUCUCACUCUGCUUAAAACCCCCUCAAGAUUUGCACCAUCAUUACUCAGCUGUUGAAAGAAACAAUUUAAUGAGGCUGGCUCAAACCAUCCCUUUCACACCAGUGCAGUUUUUUGCUGGAGAAGAAGUAACGAUUUAUAGACUGGAAGAAAGUUCACCUUCGAACCUUGAUAAAAGCAUGUCCUCUUGGUCCCAGCACGGCAUGGCUGCCAUGAUUCAAGUUUUGUCUCAGGAGGAAAUGGAUGGAGGGUUGAGGAGAGCCAUGAAAGCUCUCUGCACCUGGUCUGAAAAUAAUGUGCUCAAGUUAGGUGAAGUUUUCAUUGUAAAAUCUUUCCUUCCUGAAGUUGUUCGGACUUGGCAGAAGAUCUUCCAUGAAAGCACAGUCCUUCAUCUGUGUCUCAGAGAAAUACAGCAGCAAAGGGCAGCUCAGAAAUUGAUAUAUACCUUCAAUCAAAUGAAGCCCCAUAGCAUUCCAUAUACUCCCAGAUUCCUUGAAGUCUUUUUAAUUUAUUGCCAUUCAGCCAAUCAGUGGCUGACAAUAGAGAAAUACAUGACAGGAGAAUUCCGCAAGUACAAUAACAACAAUGGGGAUGAAAUCACACCUAGCAAUUUGCUGGAAGAAGUUAUGCUGGCUUUUUCUCACUGGAGUUAUGAAUAUACCCGAGGAGAACUUCUUGUAUUAGAUUUGCAAGGUGUUGGAGAAAACCUCACAGAUCCAUCUGUUAUUAAACCUGAAGACAAACAAGAGAUGGCCUUUGGACCGGCAAACCUUGGAGAAGAAGCCUUCAAAAACUUCAUUUCAAAGCAUUGCUGCAAUUCUUGUUGCAGGAAACUCAAACUUCCUGAUUUGAAAAGAAAUGAUUAUGCAUCUGGGAGGAUCAAUCCAGCUUUUGAAAUUGAAACUGAAAUACCAAUGGUAGCAGCAGAUGAGGCUACAAGCAAUAGGAACGAUGAACCACUGGAAUAUUAUACUCGGCUGUGAAGCAAGAGCUGCUAAUUUUAGCAUUAGAAUUUUUUUUCCCUAAAGGGCCAACUCCUAGGAGCCCCGCUACCUCCAAUGUCUGUACUGUUCUAGAAUAAAGAAAUAAAUACCAUUAAUGUGAAAGUGUUUUCAAAUGAAUUCUUUCUAAAAUAAGGAAUCUCCUCUGUUUUUAAAGGAUAUUCACCAAAGUCACUGGAGUAAUUGAAAAUAUGCCAGUGCUCCAAUUUAUGAAUGUUUAAAAGUGUCACUUAAAAUAAGAAAAGUUCCAAUGGUUUUGAGAAAUUGGAAGAUUUCCUAGAAACAAAUUCAAAGAAAUCCUCCAGAUGGCAACCAGAAAUAUUCAGUCCUGGUCAAAGGUGGUCAAACAUGUUGACAAAAUGGCCAGAUAAAAAUUGAGGGUCCAAUUUUCCAAGAAAAGGCGUUCCAAAGUCCAGGAGCUAUAUCAGAAAAGGUCACCUGCAUUUAUAUUUUAUGAAUGUUUUUUUCAUCUUUUUACUUUAAUGGAGUAUCCUAUAAUUAUGGCUGGAAAUUUUAAGAAAGUUUUGAGUGUUUGGGCUGACCAUGGCUUUACUUCAAAAGUAAGUUCUGAUCACAUACAUGGAAAAUAUUUAUUAAAUUAAAUCUGGUGGCUAUCUGUUAACGUUUGAACUCAUUCCAAUAAGAAUGUACUUACCCCCCAGUUUCCCAUCAGACCUGUUCCUAAUAUUUUUUGUAUCUAGAUUUUCAUUGUUUAUGUGUGUAUCUAUGUAAAUA